AUGAACGAUUCGUUUAAUAACCUGCAACUGGGACAGCAGUUGUAUUUUAACAAUUCUACAUCUGCGCUGGGAACGACCACAACAGGCGCAGGAACAGCGACAGGAGCAACAGCGUCUGUACCUGAUCCACAAUCAAACAAUAAUCCUAAUCUCCAUAACAAUAAUUCCAACAACCACGCCAAUUCCGUCAUGAAUAACACCAGGGCAUCAACAUCAAGUAGUGGCAACCACCACGUCGACACGGGAGACCACACUAAUGGACACAUGCUGGUGAGUAACAAUCAGCUUCGCAAUAGUACAAGUCGACACCCAAGCAACGAGUCGAUAAAUCCUGGAAACGAAGCAAUGGAUAUGAACCCCCCUUCCAACCCAUUGACUGGUCAACCAACGAGCAGUGACUUUUAUCAAUUGAUUGGCCAACUUCAACAACAAAACAAUAUCAAUAACCAGUUAGUGAUGAAAAUUAACUACCUAUCAGACUCAGUUGACGAAGUUAAACGAAGUCUUCUGGAAAUUCAACAACUGGUUUUCACUCUACAGAAUAGCGGUCAAGCGAGCCCAUUGACAGGGGUACCUGCGGGGAACUUGACCAAUCAAUUCAAAGCAUUUGAAGUUUUCACUAAACAUUUAACUAAAUUGAACAAGGAGAUUGAAGCAAUCAAUGGCCAAACACUUGGCGCCCAAUCUGUACAACAACAACCACUGUCCUUGCUUCUGCGACAACACCAUCUGCAGCAACAUCAAUCUCACCAGACUCAUUCUCACCCUCACUCAUCACAGCCGCAUUUGAGUAGUGAAUUACAAUCGCAGAACCAUAUGAGUGUUGCAAAUAAUACAAUAUCACAAGACAGCCAUGGUAGUCUACAUCAAAACCAAGCUCAUACAACUAACAAUCAGGCAUUCGAUGAUGAAACGGAUUUAGGGAGAAAAAACCUUGUACUGAGAUCGCCAGGUGUCAAUUCAAACUCAACGUCACCCUAUGUAUUUGAGCUCGGUCCUUUCCCCACUGCGCGCAACAACUUGAACGGAAAUAUCAAUUAUGACAAAUCGCCCAUAAGUCUGGCGCAAACUUCUCACCAACUCAAACGAUCACAACAAAGUAAACUGUCAAUGAUGUCAUCCACGCAACCACAACAACAAUUACAAACAUUGCCCCAACAACAAUUGCAUAUGUCGCAACACGGCCAAUCACAGAGACCACCGAAUUUGGCACAACAUCCACAACAACAAUUGCAUUCCAGCAAUCAAAAUCUGGCCACGCAUCCACAACAAGCAACAAACUCGUAUUCCAAUUCGUACAUGCUUCCUGUACCUCCGUUGCUACACGACGAUAAAACUGGAGGCUUGACGCACGGCAAUGACUCUUCGUCGCAGUAUUUGUUAUCUCGUGACAAUAGUGGACUAUUAACAUCAGCCUUGAGACAACAAGCGUCACAUACCAGGUCAAUUCCACCACAAACAAACACUGCUUUUUCAUUUGAUGACAAUGAUAUUGAACAGAGCAUAGGAGAGUUGGAACAGCAAACAGGGUCAAGUGUCGGUAGUGCUCAUAAUGCAACAACUAAUAACGCAGACAGCAAUGUACACAAGCAAAUAUCAGGCAAGCCUUAUCCGUCAAAGAAACGUAAAAUUGCUUCGGAGGUAAAAACGGGUGAUAUAGAAGAAUCAGAAGUACCUCAAUAUAAGUUGGAGAGAAGUCUUAAACUGAUUGCUGACAUUUGGAAAGAAUUUGCUUAUGGUGUUAAUGGAAAGCCACCAUUGAAAUCACUAGAAGCUAAAUAUGGAACCAAGUGGAGAAAUGAGACCGAGUCACGUACAUUUCUUCGACGUAAAAAGAUUUAUGAAGCCAUUGAAGUGGGUAAAAGUAAAGGGUACAGUGAGGACGACGUCAUACUUGAGUUGGAGGAUUAUCGAAGUUUUGAGAAGAACGGAUCGUUAAAGAAAAGACCAUUACUGUGGAUGAGCUCGAACAUUCCUGCAAAAUUCACAGAGCCAGGAGAUGAGUAA
This is a messenger RNA of Lodderomyces orthopsilosis Co 90-125, 2007 nucleotides long. RefSeq lists its product as uncharacterized. The record is from RefSeq and is a predicted model, not a curated record. Lineage: Eukaryota; Fungi; Ascomycota; Pichiomycetes; Serinales; Debaryomycetaceae. The transcript has a single exon. The coding region runs from base 1 to 2007 and encodes 668 amino acids. Gene Ontology annotation, molecular function: RNA polymerase II cis-regulatory region sequence-specific DNA binding; DNA-binding transcription factor activity, RNA polymerase II-specific. Gene Ontology annotation, biological process: positive regulation of ribosomal protein gene transcription by RNA polymerase II.